AACGCGCUGUACUGGCGCUGGCUCAAUGUGCCCGACCACGUAGCGCCGCUACCGUACGGCGCAUCGAUCGAUUUCAAGUUUUCGGACUUUGGGACGUCGGCGAUGGCCCGUCUCGGCGCGUCCGUCGACGCCACGUGUACGUCCUCCGUGGCUUAA
Messenger RNA from Saprolegnia parasitica CBS 223.65, 156 nucleotides. RefSeq lists its product as hypothetical. The annotation marks the transcript as partial. The record is from RefSeq and is a predicted model, not a curated record. NCBI's taxonomy places the organism in Eukaryota, Oomycota, Saprolegniomycetes, Saprolegniales, Saprolegniaceae. The transcript has a single exon.